AUGAAUAUUACUCUGCUGAAAAAUGAAUGCCAAAAUUCAGGUUAUCCAAUGAUACAGAACCAUACUGACAAACAGGUUGGACGAGGACUGAUAAAUGCGAUAGGUUCAAUAUCCAAAACUUUAUUCGGAACACUAGACAACGACGACCUAAGCCUGAUCAACAAAAAUAUAGACGGGCUUUUCAACGAGGCUUUUCAGAACAAAAUUAGCAGUAUAAUACAGAAUCAAACCAUCAUUAUGAAACAAAUACUUACAGACGACAACUUUGAGAGCCUCACAACCAAAUUGAUAGAACAAUCAACAAAACUACAGAAAGCACAAAACACUUUGAUGUUCGACGAAACGUUGCUCACCUUAGAGAUAUUGUAUUCAGAAUUUGCGGACAAGAUCAACGAAUUCUAUAAUAUUAUAAUUUUAGGAAAAAACGGAAUAAUUGACACAACACUUAUUAACAUAGACCAGUUUAUACGAGCAUAUAAAGAUGUGACCAAAACUAAAUCCGUUACAAUAGCAGAAAGAAAACUUUCAAACUUUCAAACUAUCAUAGAUAUUAGUAAACUCACAGCAGUAAUAAUUGACAACGCAAUCAUUUACAGAAUUGAAGCAUCCAUGCUAGAGGAACACGAAUAGACUAUCAUUAAGUACCACCCUAUACCGCAACAAAUUCAAAACGUAUUUCUAGCACCUCUGAUAGAUCAUGACAUGAUAUUAAAACAAACCGGAUCACAAAUCAUCAUUAAUGAAUAUUACCUAAAACAAUAUUGUAAAAACAGCCCUUUAGGAUUCAUUUGCGAACGAACCCAACCCACACGACACGACUAUCAGAACGGCUGUCAAACUUCAAAAUUAAAUGAUAUACCAAAUGCGGCACGACCAUAUUUAAAAUCGAUACCGUUUAUAUCCAUGUAUAUGCCCAACAGAUACAUUGCAAUACCACAAAAACUUUUGGAAAUACAAGCUCUUUGUAAAGGAAUUAACAAAGUCCACCUGACAGGUUCCUCUAUACUAUCCAGCGACGAAGAAUGUGUAAGUACGAAAGUAAUGUGUAUACUGUACGAAAAUGUAAUGAAAAUUGGAGGUACUAGUAAAGAAAUUCAGAUUCAAGAAACACCAUAUACUCUCAAACUUAACAUUUCUUCCAAAAAUAUAAAACUAUUAGAACACUUUGUGCCAAAUGCACCACACGUAACUCUAAGUUUCAACAAUUAUAAAACUUCACUUGACGCUAUGUAUAAUCAAUUGUAACAAACCAAAAAAGCCCGACGAAUUAGAAGUACUACGGAAACAGCAUUCGACAUAUCAUUAGGAAUAAUAACUCUAUAUAUCCUUCAUAAGAUAGGAUUCUUUAAAAUAUUGGACAAAUUCACACCCGACAAAUUAUGCAUUAAAUGUUGUAACACCACGAAAGUCGCACAGAAUCCACAAACUAGCCUAGUCCAACCAACAAUCCCAGGCACCUACAUGGAACUUCAAUCAACCUCCCAAAACACCUACAUCGAAGUACGACCUCUGCACGAUCAACGAGAUAACUUAGCCAUAGAAGACAUCACUAUAUCGAAAAUCAAGAAAAAGAUCGUGUAUUUUAGAGGACUAAAAUGAAUCUAACGAAGGGGAUGUGAAGAUGACUCCUUAUCGUUUUAUCGUUUUAUUGCUGACUCACAUCCGGUCAAUGAAUUACCUAUCCCCACUUUUGUAAGAAGCGUCACGUAGACCAUACCCAGACUCUGUAUAAAUAACCGACGAAUUCAAUAAAGUUCAGUUCAGUCUGAUUCUAACCGCCAAGCUAUAUCUCGUUAUUCUCGAUACCUUUACGCGUAUAACAAAUUAAGAUAACUCUUUCUUUCCUGGCCAUAAAUCAGAGAAGAUUUCCAUAUUACUUUCAUUCGUCUUGCGUCAAGAACAACGAUCACUUCUUCUGCAAGGCAAGGAAAAGUUCCCGUCACAAGUGGAAGAAAGGGAAAAAGAGUAAUAACGGUGCAAAGAGUGAAACCAAAGAUGGGGUGUUGGAAAGAUAAAGAACUAUAUUUAUAUAUAAGCAUUUUUAUUUUAAUGUGUCAUGUAGGGUUUUAUACGGUUUUUCUUUUGUUUCGUUUUUCUUUAGUUCUAUUUUAUAAUGAGCAAAAUCAU
Messenger RNA from Frieseomelitta varia, 2127 nucleotides. RefSeq lists its product as uncharacterized. The record is from RefSeq and is a predicted model, not a curated record. The coding region runs from base 1 to 630 and encodes 209 amino acids. The transcript has 2 exons. Lineage: Eukaryota; Metazoa; Arthropoda; Insecta; Hymenoptera; Apidae.